AUGGAUGAUGCCACAGUCGAGCGCUGGAAUCGUGCUCUUAAGGAGACCGGCUUCCCACUUUCUCAAAUGCUCCCGCAUGGGUCUUACCUGAUGAAUCCUGGCUCUCCUGAUCCAGAGAAGUUAGAAAAAACCAGAACGGCCAUGCUGGAUGAGUGCAAGCGUUGUGAACGGUUAGGGAUCGGAAUGUAUAAUUUUCAUCCAGGCUCUACCACAGGCAUUGGUACAGUGGAGCAAUGUCUCAAAACAGUUGCUGAAACCAUCGACUACAUUGUCGAUAAUACUGACUUCAUCGUAAUGGUAAUAGAGACUAUGGCUGCCCAAGGUCAUACUGUCGGAUCGACAUUUGAAGAGAUUCGCGACAUUAUAUCGAUGGUAGGUGAUUUGACUAGCAUAACUGCUAUCAAAUUGACAUAG
Cooperia oncophora is the source of this 414-nucleotide messenger RNA. The record is from the annotation of a GenBank genome assembly. Lineage: Eukaryota; Metazoa; Nematoda; Chromadorea; Rhabditida; Trichostrongylidae.